Molecule: messenger RNA, 1867 nt
Organism: Panthera uncia (snow leopard)
Lineage: Eukaryota; Metazoa; Chordata; Mammalia; Carnivora; Felidae
Gene: ACKR4
Product: atypical chemokine receptor 4
Exons: 2
Coding region: 374-1426 (350 amino acids)
Biological process (GO): chemotaxis; G protein-coupled receptor signaling pathway; immune response
Cellular component (GO): membrane
Molecular function (GO): chemokine receptor activity; chemokine binding; scavenger receptor activity
Source: RefSeq, a predicted model, not a curated record
GAGCGCUCAUUAGCUGCCUUGACUCUCAGGGUGAAUUCUUUCAGUUUGGUGAUUGGUUCCUCAGCUGCAGACACAUUCUUGUUCCCUUCAUCUAAGUGGAAACUCUGAAAGUUAUGUAGUUUUCGAAACAAGAUGGAAUUCUUUCAAGUUUGUAUCUUAGGACACUUAAGAACCUGGAUUUGACUUCCAGGAUGGUUAUACAAAAAGUAAAAGAUCAAGUGCUCACAAGGUUAAAUUUCAGGAAAGCCCUCUUGGAUGCAAGACAAAGGCGGGGUGUAAAACGAAAACAAAAGUAGCUUGAGUUAAAGAGGUCAUUUGAUUUUAGUCUUCACUCAAGACUGCUCCUCUCUGCCCACUGAAACAGAUUGGAGCCAUGGCUUUGGAACACAACCAGUCAACAGAUUACUAUUAUGAGGAAAAUGAAGUGAAUGGCACUCAUGACUAUAGUCAGUAUGAAGUGAUCUGUAUAAAAGAAGAAGUCAGAAAAUUUGCAAAAGUCUUCCUGCCUGCCUUCUUCACAAUAGCUUUCAUCAUUGGAAUUGCAGGCAAUUCCAUAGUAGUGGCGAUUUAUGCCUAUUACAAGAAACAGAGAACCAAAACAGAUGUGUACAUCCUGAAUUUGGCAGUGGCAGAUUUACUCCUUCUAUUUACUCUGCCUUUUUGGGCAGUUAAUGCAGUUCAUGGGUGGGUUUUAGGGAGAAUCAUGUGCAAAGUCACUUCAGCCUUGUACACUGUCAAUUUCGUCUCUGGAAUGCAGUUUCUGGCUUGUAUCAGCAUAGACAGAUAUUGGGCAGUAACGAAAGCCCCAAGUCAAUCAGGAGUGGGGAAACCAUGCUGGCUUAUCUGUUUCUUUGUCUGGAUGGUUGCCAUCUUGCUGAGUAUACCACAGCUGGUUUUUUAUACAGUAAAUCACAAGGCUAGGUGCAUUCCCAUCUUUCCAUAUCACCUAGGAACAUCAGUGAAAGCAUCAAUUCAAAUGUUGGAAAUCUGCAUUGGAUUUGUAAUACCCUUUCUUAUUAUGGGAGUAUGCUACUUUGUCACAGCAAGGACACUCAUCAGGAUGCCCAACAUUAAAAAAUCUCGACCCCUCAAAGUUCUGCUCACGGUGGUUAUAGUUUUCAUUGUCACUCAGCUGCCUUAUAACAUUGUCAGGUUCUGCCAAGUCAUAGACAUCAUCUACUCCCUGAUCACUGACUGUGACAUGAGCAAACGCAUGGAUGUUGCCAUCCAAAUCACAGAGAGCAUCGCACUCUUUCACAGCUGCCUCAACCCAGUCCUGUAUGUUUUUAUGGGAGCAUCGUUUAAAAACUACAUCAUGAAAGUUGCCAAGAAAUAUGGGUCCUGGAGAAGACAAAGACAAAACGUGGACGAGAUUCCUUUUGACUCAGAAGAUCCUACAGAGCCAACCAGUACUUUUAGCAUUUAAAUGUAAAACUGUCUCUUGCUUCGAUUCACAUGAAUGAUGCUUCUCCCCAGAGAAAACAUCUGCUUUAUUCUGAAACUUAAAUGUUAAACACUGUGGUGCCAACUUAUAACAAUCAAAAGGUGGGGGAGGAUGGGAGAAUGUAGCAGCCAGGAAGAAGAGGAAAUGAAAUCACAAGUGCACAAAACAUGAACUUAACAUUAACAAUAUAGGAAAAUAGUAUUAACAGAUAUUAAUAAUAAAAACACUAUGCUAUAAAUUAGGCCAUCUGAAACAGAUUAAUACAGAGGCUUAUAUAAAGGAGCAUUUAUAAUUAUUUUAAAUGAUCUAAAUUUUAAUAUAAGAAUGACUUCACUGCAUAAUUUCAGUACUUGAAUAACUAUACAGCAAAAUUUAAUCCUUUUUUCCCAUUUCGUAGUUUGUGAUUUCGUAAGACCCCAGACA